Lingula anatina is the source of this 1540-nucleotide messenger RNA. RefSeq lists its product as uncharacterized. The record is from RefSeq and is a predicted model, not a curated record. Lineage: Eukaryota; Metazoa; Brachiopoda; Lingulata; Lingulida; Lingulidae.
UGACUAUACAUUAUGACACAUCGUGAUUUCCGAGUCAGUCAGUCACGCGAGAACCAUAUUUCGGAACCCGGUGGUACGCUUUAUUUAGUAUGGACUGAGAUCUAUUGGAAAGCGACAUGUUUUCAUCAACACGUAAUGCAGAUUAUUUCGCCAACGACACUGGAAAAGUAACGCACCCACAAAAAAUGUUGAAAUUAUGCUGAUGCCCGUCUUCAAAUAAGAGAAAAAUGAAGAAACUAGCUAUAAAAUUGCUAGCAGACUGGUGUGUUCUCCUAACCACCAUUCUCUGUAUCAAAAUACAAGAAUGUAAUGGAAGUUCACUUACCACUACCGAAGCCGCCGUAGAGACAACAAAAUCUAUAACAACUACUGUUGGCACAACGACAACUGAGGAUCCGGGGGACAGUCAAGCAAUGCUAGUUGGCUUACUAUCUGGCCUCGGUUUUUUUGCUGGAAUAGUGACGUGCUGCUGUAUAAUAUGGUGUAUAUGCUGCGGAUCUCUAUGCAAGGACACCAAGAGCAAUAAAGUGUCACCGGCCAAUUCGCCAACGGAGCUACUGGAUCGCAUUGAAAGAGGACGGUGAUAAACAUUUUACACGCUAAAAAUCAUGCACGAGAAAAUUCCAUAACCCGAAUAUGUGUUAUUUGAGAAGAUUUUUUAAAAAGGUGGGAUAUAUCGAUUGUCCACUCUGAGGACUUAACUUUGUGCUAGUUAUUUGAAACUAGCGGAUUUGAUUUUUUUGUAGUUUUUACAUGACAGAAUUGAAAGCGGUCGUGCAGUGAUAGUACGGUAUGCUAUAAUACAAGAGUAUCUGUGAUAGCCCUAUAUCAUGACUGUGGAGAGAGAGUCUUGUGACUUUUUCACAGCUUCCAAAGGACGGUUAUUGGUCAGAGAUAAGAAUUUUUCUUACGAGGGAGAAUGGUUUUUUGAAGAGGAAUAACUAUAUAUAUUUUGUGUCAAGAACAAUUUGCAAAACUGUCUUUGUUUUUUAAGGUGACUUUGCUAACUUGAGCAAUACGUCAACCAUAAUCUGAUAAAAUGGUACUAUGACAUUCUGUGUCCCGUCCCGUUACAUGUUUUCACUGAUAUAAUAUAUACGCACGUUUCCAUGUUAACUGAUACCGCACGGGAACCCAACAUUUCUGGGAACCGAGGUAUCUGACACUGUGAUAUGAUAAACACGAAGCCAUGACCGCAUUUGUAAAUCAUCAGACGAAGAACUUCAUCAAAUCAGCCGUGUUCGCGGCCUGUCAUGCUUUUCUGCUGCACUUUGUGAUGGCCUCGCCGUAUAUUUCAUGGUACCAUGAUUUCUUGUAACGAUAUUUAUCUUGACGACCGCCGGAUCUUUCGGUAGGAAACAGAAUGCUCGCUGUGGCUUACAAUUAAUUGUGAAUACAUAAAUGUACAGUUACCGACUGCCGUCCCCAAGGGAAAGAACACGAUCAAUAGGUAUAUCUGGGUCAAUACACCGUUAAUUUAAUAUAUGGCUUUGGCCAGAAUAUGGUAUAUACGCCAUUGCAGGAGAUUGUCUUUUUUUUU